UGUGCGUGUGUGGUGGCGGGCUCCCCCUUUCCCCUUCCUUUUUUUUUUUUCCGUCGAGUGAUGCACUUGGAAUGAGAAUCGGAGAAUGGAAAUAGUCUGGGAGGUGCUUUUUCUCCUUCAAGCCAAUUUCAUCGUCUGCAUAUCAGCUCAACAGAAUUCACCAAAAAUCCAUGAAGGCUGGUGGGCAUAUAAGGAGGUGGUCCAGGGGAGUUUUGUUCCAGUUCCUUCCUUCUGGGGAUUGGUCAACUCUGCUUGGAAUCUUUGCUCUGUUGGAAAACGACAGUCACCAGUCAACAUAGAAACCAGUCAUAUGAUCUUUGACCCUUUCCUAACACCGCUACGCAUCAACACUGGUGGCAGAAAGGUCAGUGGGACCAUGUACAACACAGGGAGGCAUGUGUCCCUCCGACUCGACAAGGAACAUUUGGUCAAUAUAUCUGGAGGACCCAUGACAUACAGUCAUCGCCUGGAAGAGAUCCGGUUACAUUUUGGAAGUGAGGACAGCCAGGGGUCAGAACAUCUACUCAAUGGACAGGCUUUCUCUGGGGAGGUUCAGCUAAUCCACUAUAACCAUGAGUUAUAUACAAAUGCCACAGAGGCUGCAAAAAGUCCAAAUGGAUUGGUGGUAGUUUCUAUAUUUAUGAAAGUUUCUGAUUCAUCAAAUCCAUUUCUUAAUCGAAUGCUAAACAGAGACACCAUCACAAGAAUAACGUAUAAAAAUGAUGCAUACUUGCUACAAGGACUUAAUAUAGAGGAGCUAUAUCCUGAGACCUCUAGCUUCAUUACCUAUGAUGGCUCGAUGACUAUCCCGCCCUGUUAUGAGACAGCAAGUUGGAUAAUAAUGAACAAACCAGUCUACAUAACCAGGAUGCAGAUGCAUUCCUUACGACUGCUCAGCCAGAAUCAGCCCUCUCAGAUCUUUCUGAGCAUGAGUGACAACUUCCGGCCUGUUCAGCCGCUCAACAACCGCUGCAUCCGCACCAACAUCAACUUUAGUUUACAGGGGAAGGAUUGUCCAAAUAACAGAGCCCAGAAGCUACAAUAUAGAGUAAAUGAAUGGCUGCUCAAAUGAAGAAACCAGACCCAGAUGAAUUCCACCUCAGUGAAAUGCUACAGCUGUGAAUUGAUGUAACCUAGAAUGCCCCCCUUUCCUUUCCUUUCCCUUCUCCUUCCCUGCCCCAAGCUUCAUUUAUUCUCUGGACUGGUCCUUCCUACAUGACAGUGGCUACAAGCCUGUGGCACAGGAAAGACUCAGACACACAUAGACACACACCUGCAUACAUAAAUCAAACAUACACAAAAGCUGCCAUGAUGGGAAGUCAAGUUGUUUUUUUAAAAAAAAAAAGGUAAUUCAUAAGAGAUCUGUCUUAGAAGAUAAUAACUUCAGUAAAUGUGAUUACAAUUUUGAUACCUUUUUCCUGAACUAACAAAACUACACGGUGAGACUUUUCAGCCUUUGUACAUAUGAAAUCUUCCCAAAAAAAAGAGAGAGAGAGAAGAAAUAUAUGGCUUCUCCAGCAUCAGAUGGACUUUGCUCUAUGUAUCAAGUAAGCCCCGGAAAGCUCCCCUAGCACCCUCUCCCUAAGGGUGGCUGGCAAGUCAGGACAAAGAAGGUGGUUGAUGAAACUAAUUUCUAGGUUAUGAUCCUUCUGUUUAUUUACUUAAAAAAAAAUUUUAACAGACAAACGUUGAGCGAUACGCAUUGUAAAUAUAACACUGCAGACUAUAAAGAAAUUGAAUUCUUUCCCUCUUUGUCACAUAUCUGUAGUAGGA
Molecule: messenger RNA, 1773 nt
Organism: Vombatus ursinus (common wombat)
Lineage: Eukaryota; Metazoa; Chordata; Mammalia; Diprotodontia; Vombatidae
Gene: CA10
Product: carbonic anhydrase 10
Exons: 9
Coding region: 86-1072 (328 amino acids)
Molecular function (GO): zinc ion binding; carbonate dehydratase activity
Source: RefSeq, a predicted model, not a curated record